UGCUCUUCCAUGUUUUUGUUUUGAACAAAAUAAUUUAAAAUUUAAUUAAACUUGCUGCAUUGCCUAAAUGCUAAUGAAGUAACUAAGAAUUUUAAGUUAGUAGUAGGCUGUUUUUAAAAUGAGUGUACGUUGAAAAGUAUGUUUCAACAUAAAUGUGUAAAAUUAACAGAUGAUUUAAAAUUGUACUGGUACCAAUACAAUUGUAAAUAGUUUACAUAAAACAAUGAUUGAUGAUAACUAUUCUCAUCAGAAUCAUACACUGAUGUAUGUCACAGAAAGUGUUCCAGGACCGCCAGAAAACUCGAAACAUUAUAAUCAAAUAGUUGAAGAUUUCAAUUCACAGCUAACCAAGAAAUGUGAUUGUGAUAACAUAUGUGAACUCCCAUGUUGUCCUUGUGUCAAGCAGUCUGAUGGAGGUAACUAUGUACCAAGUUUGGAUACUGAUAUAUUGUAUUUAAAUGAAAGUAAACUAAAGGAUGGUGUAAUGGGCCCUAUACUAGAAUGUAAUGAUUUAUGUUCUUGUUCUUAUAAUUGUGGCAAUCGCCUUGUACAAAGAGGACCUCAUAAAUCUUUGUAUGUUGGAAUGAGUUGUAAUGAAAAGAAAGGUCUUGGUCUAUUUUGUAAUAACUUUAUUCAAAAAGGUACAUUUGUUUGUGAAUAUGCAGGAGAAGUGAUAACCAAAGCACAAGCAAUUAGCAGGCAGCGCACCAACAUUGUGAAUAAAGAAAUGAAUUACAUAUUUUGUUUAAAUGAACAUAGUGUAAGUGGAAUUUCACAAACAUUUGUAGAUCCAAGCGAGUUUGGGAACAUUGGACGGUAUGCCAAUCAUAGCUGUGAUCCAAAUUGUGUCAUUGUGCCUGUUAGGGUCAAUAUUCCCAUACCGAAACUGGCACUUUUUGCAUGCAAGGAUAUCCCUCCACAUUCUGAAGUCACUUUCCACUACGGCUCACCUGAUCGUACUUCAGAUUUGGUUGAAGAAGAUGUUGUCCAAAAGAAGUGUUUAUGCGGUACCGCAAAAUGUAAAGGUUGGAUGCCGUAUCAAAAGUUUUGAGUAGUCAUAAAAACUUCUUUGAAAGUACAAAAUCAGCAACAAGGUGUGACAAACAUUAGAAAACGACACCCAGUUCUGGCCAAGAUCUAGCAAGAUCGAAGUCAGUACGUCAUUCUCACUGCAUGUAUGAAAUGGUGUAAAAUGGGGCCUUACUGGCUGCCGCUGCUAGGAUGCCUCUGCGUCCUGGCUAGUCCGGUCUUCUCUGCUGCGGUGCCCACUCCAGACACCAUGGUUGUGGCGAGAUCGGACAAUGGAGAAUCGAGCACAACGCCCACGCCUCCCACGACAGAGGUGGUGACAGAAGAACAGAGUCCUCCACUGAAGCUGACGGAAAUGGAGGUGACGUCAAACAUCGCGCUUCGUUACGCUCACACGGCCGUGGUCACCACGGUGCGGAACCCCGCGCAUCGCUCGCAAGAGGCCACCUUCAGGGUCUUGCUGCCGGAGACUGCCUUCAUCAGCGGAUUCACCAUGAUCCUCGAUGGCAAACCCUACAAAGCCUACGUUAAGGAGAAGGACGAAGCAAAACAAAUCUACAAUCAAGCGGUGUCAGCAGGAAUAGGUGCUGCGCAUAUCGCUACCAAGGCUCGCGACUCGAACCACUUCACGGUGUCCGUGAACGUAGAACCCAACACGGUGGCUGUAUUCAACCUGACGUACGAGGAGUUGUUGGUCCGGCGCAAUGGAGUGUACAACCACGCUAUCAACCUGCACCCGGGCGCGCUCGUGCCCAAGCUCACCGUCACGGUACACAUCAAGGAAGCGCAGAAGAUCACUGCACUCAGGGUGCCAGAAGUCAGGACUGGGAAUGAGAUCGAUGCCUCUCCCGAAGAUCCUCAAAACGCUAACGCAGUCAUAGAACGGGGCGAGAAAGCAAACGAAGCAACCAUAACAUUCAAGCCGGAUCUAAAAGAACAACAAAGAUUAAUUGAUAUUUACACGGAAAAAACUAAAGAAUCCCGCACCCCUUCGUAUUCGUACGGCUACGAUCAAGACGAUGAUAAGUCUGAAACAGAAGGAGUUUUAGGACAAUUCGUGGUUCAAUACGACGUUGAUCGGCCUAAAAACGGUGAAAUAUUGGUAAACGACGGCUACUUCGUCCACUUCUACGCGCCGUCGGACCUGCCGCCAUUGAACAAGCACGUGGUGUUCGUGCUUGACACUUCGGGCUCCAUGAUGGACCGCAAGAUCGUACAGCUUCGCGAGGCCAUGCAGACCAUCCUCGGGGAACUCAACCCUGGGGAUUACUUCAAUAUCGUCGAGUUCGCCUCGUCUGUCAUGGUCCACGAAUUGAAAGAAGCCGACGCCGAGCCCACGUCGCCUCACAACCAGUACUUGUCGUUCACUUUCUCGGAGUACAACAAGCCGGCGCGCCUCGUGCCGCCCUCGCCCGCCACGCCUAUGAAUGUUGCCAAGGCUAAGGUCAUCGUCAGCAGACUCCAGGCUGCUGGUGGAACCAACAUCUACAGCGCGUUGGACGUGGCGGUCGAACUGAUCAACAAAGGCAUCGGCUGGACGCUGCCCACUAAUUCCUCCGCUAAGGGUACGACGGAAUCCCCUGCUACGGGCUCCCCUGUCGAGGAAAAGGCCACCACUGAAGUCCAGAAGACAGGAGGCGAAAACACUGAAGAAACUCCUAAACUAGAGCCGAUCAUAAUAUUCUUGACUGACGGCGACCCAACCGUGGGAGAGACUGACCCCACUCGCAUCAUCAACCACCUUACCGAGAAGAACUCCGGCGUUAACAGGGCUACUAUAUUUUCUCUUGCAUUUGGUGAGGACGCAGACCGCAAGUUCCUGCGAAAACUAUCUCUUCGCAACGACGGGUUCAUGCGACACAUCUAUGAAGCGGCCGAUGCGGCGUUGCAGCUGCGUGACUUCUACCGCCAGGUGGCAUCGCCGCUACUCGCUGAUGUCAAGUUCGCCUACCCGAAGAAACAGGUGAAAGCGGAGUCGCUGACGAAGCACCAGUUCCGGCGCUACUACUUGGGCUCUGAAAGCGUGGUGGCGGGCCUCGUGGAGCCCGAAGUCACCGAGCUUACGCCGACCGUCGGCGCCUUCUGCGGAAACGAUCAGCUGGGACGGAAAUACAUGGAGAUCGUGCCUAAAGCGCCGGUGCCGCUGCAAAAGGAGCACUACCUGCCGCUGGAGCGCCUGUGGGCCUUCCUCACCGUGCGCCAGCUGCUGGACGAGCGCGACGCGCGCGACGCCGACGACAAGCUGCCCGCGCCCGACAAGAGGGCACUCGACAUCGCGCUCAAGUACUCAUUCGUGACGCCACUCACUUCUCUGGUGGUGGUCAAGCCGAACGCGACUGACGCCAUCGACGCCGAGUCCGUCCACAAACAGAAUCAAGAUGUCGGUUACAGUUCAUUGCUGUCGGCUAACUACGCUAGCUUCGCGGCGCGGCCUAUGUUCAGCUCGGUUGGAUUCGCGGGGGCUCCUGUGGUCGCGCAUCGCUUUGCAUUCGAGAGCGCGAGCACCCCCGCCUACUUUGCAGGCCCCGCGGCGCUCGCGCUGCCUGUCGCCGACAACUGGGGCAUCCCACUAGACGAGCCGCUCGACUACGAAGAAGCACUACCAGUCAGGACAUCGUUGUCGUCGACCAAAUCGACUUACCGAGGCCUGCCUCAAGCACAGUAUAGUAGUUUCUCUCGUCUUCCAAUUCCGAUGAAUGCGUUUGGAUUGCAAAUGUACCGUCAAGCAGGAGCAGCUGAUAUGGCAGAUACCCUAGAUGCAGGUGCGCCAGUCAGCACGACUUUGCUAGUGGCGCCGAGCACGCCGGCCACCCUCACCAGCGCGCCCACCACGGCGGCCGCAGACCCUCUGGAGAAGUACCACCUCUCAGAUUUUGUGUGGGUAUCGCUGCUGCUGCGCCCCGGCGAAGACGCCAUCCAUCUGAAAACCAACACGACAGAUGAGACGUUGAAACUCUCUAAAGACGAUGUCGCGCCGAAGCCAGCGAGCGGGACCGACGCCGAGUGCUCGAACGCGCUGGCGGGCACGGGCGCAGGCUCGUGUGUGUACUUAACGCGCUGCGACGCGGCGCGCGCCAUCGCCACCGCCGAAUACCUCGGCUCAUACUGCAGCGUCGACGGAUUCGCUGGAGUGUGCUGUCCGAAAGCUAGUGUCGAUGUGGGAAAAACUGAUUAAUUCGCCUGGACGUGUUACAAUAUUACUGUGGUUUAUUAUAAACCAUUCAAGUGAUUUUAGCCUUAUAUGACUGACUCCACUACAAUUAGUUGUUGUGACGAAAUGUGAUAGGACUUCUUUAUUUUUGGUGCUAGAAGAAAUAAUGUGCAGUGCCAUGAACAGUUUGUUUGCAAACUGAUGAAACAAAAUGUAUGAAUUUUUAGGGUAAAAUAUUUUUGAUAUGUCAAUAAAUAAAAGUAUUGAGUUUU
This is a messenger RNA of Ostrinia nubilalis (European corn borer), 4452 nucleotides long. Its product is annotated as inter alpha-trypsin inhibitor, heavy chain 4-like. The coding region runs from base 1178 to 4204 and encodes 1008 amino acids. The transcript is spliced from 24 exons. NCBI's taxonomy places the organism in Eukaryota, Metazoa, Arthropoda, Insecta, Lepidoptera, Crambidae. The record is from RefSeq and is a predicted model, not a curated record.